Molecule: messenger RNA, 1334 nt
Organism: Haplochromis burtoni (Burton's mouthbrooder)
Lineage: Eukaryota; Metazoa; Chordata; Actinopteri; Cichliformes; Cichlidae
Gene: sra1
Product: steroid receptor RNA activator 1
Exons: 5
Coding region: 185-955 (256 amino acids)
Biological process (GO): regulation of transcription by RNA polymerase II
Cellular component (GO): nucleus
Source: RefSeq, a predicted model, not a curated record
ACCGUUCCCCGUGUAGUCUGACCCGGGCCCGGCGUGUCCCGUCCACAGCAGGACUCUGUGUCGGUUUACUUUAAGUUUAAUUUGGACCAAAGUUGCCCCGAAGCUUCGGUCCCUGUUUAGCUCGGUGGAUUAGCCUCCCGGUUAGCUUAGCCCAGCUUCCCGCCGCUGCUCUCUGGACUCCAACAUGGAGGACAUGUACGUUAAACCCGGUGCAGGAGCCCCACCUGCAGCCCCUCCCUCCUCCAACCCUCUCGCACCACCUCCCUGUGCUGUAGCUCCGCCUCUACUCAACCCAGCUGGACCUCCACCUGGUGCUGUGGCCACGCCCCCUCCUCCUCAUCUGGGGCAAAUGAGGACUAAGAGAGAGGCUGCGAUCAGCCAAUCAGAGAGUGAGCCUGAAGUUGAGGGCGUGAUGUCGGUGCUGAACGGAGCGCUCGCUGCCUGCAGACGCGCUGUGAAAGCUCAGGUGUGUAAUGAAGUGGCAAAGCGCCUUCACCUGAUGGAGGACAGCUGGAGGUCGGGUAGACUGAGCCUGCCUGUCAGGAGGCGCAUGGACACCCUGUCUGCAGAGUUACAGAAGGGUCGCUGGGACGCGGCUGAUGACAUCCAUCGCUCUCUUAUGGUUGACCAUGUGACUGAGGUUAGCCAAUGGAUGGUUGGUGUCAAACGACUAAUUGCUGAAACCCGAAAUCUGAGUCCAGAACUGCUAGAACCACUUCAGAAAGUGAGAGGGCUGGUCGAGGACUCCGCAGAACCUGUCCGAGAACCGGUCAAGGAACCUGGAGAACUCCAGCAGUCUUUACAACUAGUCCAGAAGGAGGAACAACCAGACUCAGCAGAACCAGCCCAGGACCUCGUAGAACCAGUCCAGAACCCCGUAGAACCAGUCCAGGACCCCGUAGAACCAGUCCAGGACCCCGUAGAACCAGUCCAGGACCCCGUCUCUGAGUCCUAACUGUCCAGGACUCCUCUCUUGACAAACUCUGGCGCUUUCACCAGGAUUUGCUGCUUUAAUUCUCACCAUCAUGUACUUAAAACAGUCUGGACUUUGGCCACUCCCAGCGGCUAAGCCUGGUAAUCUUGGUAUCUUGGGAUUUUGAACUUAAUCUUCCUGGACUGUAUUGGGAACUUUGGACCGUAAACAAAGUCGCCCCUGAUUCUGCUGCUGAAGCUCCUCCCCCCACUGUAGCACCCUGCCAUGGUUUUGUUUCUCUGGCAUCUUUCUGGGCUGGCUAGUCCAGCCCAGUGAAACCUGGUUUCAGGAUGAGUGUUUGGUCCUGAUCAGGUGGAUCCUGUUUCUGUCUGAUGUGAGAAUAAAUCUGGUUUCUGUCCUC